GUGAAGCCUCUGCAGCGCGCACACACACAGGAAGACUCUCCGGUGCACGGGACCUCUUACUACCACAGUGACGCGCUGCAUGUUCAACACACACACACACACUUGUGAUAAUCUCGAGGCGAAGACGCAAUUUCAGCCACAUUCAGGGGAUUUUACUCUCGAGGUGAUUCCCGGACUGCAGAUCCUCUCUGUUGUCACUAAGCAGAACACGAGCGAGAUUCAAGGACGACAGGAAGGGAUCGAGGCCGGGAGGUCAGUCCAGUACGAGGAGACAUCAUGAAUCCUGCGCUGGAAUAGUGUAGAGAUUGGAAUAUCGACUGCAAAGCCGCAGCUCGCACAGAUCCUCCAGAUUUCAGGUGGGGAGAUGUGCGUGCACGGGGGACGAGGCGUCUGGAAUUAAGCGCGGGAGAGAAAGGAUGACGACGGCGAGACAAUAAAGACGAAGUAGUUUUGGGGCCUGUGCAGACUUCCCGCCGCAGCAGUUGGAUGUCGACGCAGCCACGAUGACAAUGAAAGGCCUGUCCAGCAGCCGCAGUCACCAUCACACGGUGACCUGUGACCCCUCUUACGACUCCAUGACCCUGGGGCACUCGGAUCGCCGGCCCUACUUCCUCAACCCUGGCGAGGCUCAUUCUGCUGACCACCCUUGCUACACCCAGCGCAACUCCUUCCAGUCCGAGUGCAGCGCCUACCCUGAUCUGGCCAGUUGCACCUUCCCUCGCAGACAUUACAGCUCCCACCAUGAGCUCAAGGAGGAGUGCGGCGCCGUGGUGCCUUAUACGGGGCAAGCGGGAAGCGUUAAGGGAAGCGGAGGAAGCAACAACCGCAUCUCCUCGAACCUGCUGGAGCAGUUCGAGUGCCAGGCUCCAGUGCGGCACGAAGGCUACCACACGCUGCAGUACAAGCGCACCGCGGUAGAACACCAACGCAGCGACAGCCCCGGUCGGAUCCGGCAUCUCGUUCACUCCGUCCAGAAGCUUUUCACCAAGUCCCACUCCCUGGAGGGGCCGUCGGGGGGAGGAGGGAGCGGGAGGAUGAACGGUAGCAAGUCCAGUCCUGACGACCCUCCCUCGUCCUCCGGCACCCUGAAGCACAGCAAACGCAGUAAGAGCAAGGACCGCUCAAAGUCUGAGCCCAAGAUGCGCACCGCCAUCUCAGGCUACUGGAGCUCAGACGACACGCUCGACCGAGAGAUGUGCCUCUACCACCAUCACCACGGGGGGACAAGUGGAGGCCUCCCCUCUGGGGUCAUGACUAUGGGGCGCCACCCUGACAAAUCCCAGUCGCAGUACUUCAUGGAGUCCUACAACACUAUCAGUGCCCACUCGCUCAAGACGUCGCGCAGCAACAACGACGUGAAGUGCUCGACGUGCUCCGGGGGCAGCGGCGGCGGCGGCGGGCUGCCGCUGGUGAGCUCGCUGGACGGCCAGGUGCAGCUGAAGAAGAGCUCGUGGUCUUCUACGCUGACGGUGAGCAGAGCACGAGAGGUCUACCAGAAAGCCUCAGUCAACCUAGAUAAAGCUCUAGUGAAAGCCGAGCAGGGACGCACCUGCCACUUCCUACAGGUGCCUCAGGAUGACUGGAGCAGCUUCUCUCCGCUGGCGAAGGAAGACGAGAUCCCGUGCCGGCGGAUGCGCAGCGGCAGCUACAUCAAAGCCAUGGCGGAGGAAGACAGCGGCGACUCGGACUGCAGCCCCAAGCCCUCGCCCAAGGUCCAGGCGCGGCGGGCGAGUUACCUGAAGGCCACGCAGCCGUCUCUCACGGAGAUGACCACGCUGAAGAUUUCCACGGAGCACUCGCCCAAGCUGCAGAUCCGGAGUCACAGCUAUCUGCGGGCGGUGAGUGAGGUUUCCAUCAAUAGGAGUCUGGACAGCUUGGACCCAGCAGGGCUGCUGGCCUCGCCUAAAUUCCGCUCGCGAAACGAGAGCUACAUGAGAGCCAUGAGCACCAUCAGCCAGGUGAGCGAGGUGGAGGUGAACGGGCAGAUCGAGGCGGUGUGUGAGUCGGUGUUCAGCGAGAUGGAGUCGCAGGCGGUGGAUGCCCUGGACCUGCCCAUGGCCGGCUGCUUCCGCAUGCGGAGCCACAGCUACGUGCGUGCCAUAGAGAAGGGCUGCUCGCAGGAGGAGGAGGAGGCCGCCGUCGCGGCGGGCCACAGGAGGAGCCACUCGCCCCCACGCACAACCACCACGGUCAGGACCAUCCAGAGCAGCACAGUGUCAUCAUGCAUCACCACCUACAAGAAGACGCCUCCCCCGGUCCCUCCACGCACCACCCCGUCCAAACCCUUCAUAUCCAUCACGGCCCAAAGCAGCACGGAGUCUGCGCAGGACGCUUACAUGGACGGGGGCUCGGGCCAGCGGACGGGCAUCAGCUCCCAGCCGGGCCUGUCCAAUUCCACGGAGAGCAUCGACAGCAUGAAGGCCCUGACGGCCGCCAUAGAGGCGGCUAACGCUCAGGUGCACGGCCCCGCCAGCCAGCACGUCACCAACAGCACCAUCACCAUCACCGCCACUGCCACCACCUCCGCCGUAGCACACGUCUCCACAGACAGCAAGGCUCAGAGGGAAGCGCUCCGCAAGUGCCUCUCCAUAGGGAUCCAGGUGGACCCAGAGGAAGAGGGGCCCUCAGAGGAGCAGUCUAAAUUCCAGUCGAUAGGAAUUCAGGUGGAGGACGAGCGAUGUUACCGCAGGAUGACCCGGUCCAACAGCGUAACCACGGCCGUGCAGGCCGACCUCGACGACCCCAACGACGCCCCAGAGCUGCCGCCUCGUCACUGUGCCACCAUGCCGCGCCAGCACUCCCGCGACAAUGCCGGCUCCACCGUCAGCAUCCAAGGCUCGGGCAACCACUACCACGCCUGCGCCGGAGACGACUACGGGGAUGUGGGGUUCGACCCGUCUAUCCUGCCCCCUCCGGACCCCUGGAUGGACAGCGUGGCCGAGCCGGAGGCGGACGUUUUGGAGGCCGUCGGCCGAUUGGUGUGCCCCCGUGACGGCCGCUGGUUCCUCAAGCUGCUGCAUGCGGAGACGGAGCGCAUGGAGGGCUGGUGUCGACAGAUGGAGCAGGACGAGAUGGAGAAUGAGCUGUCUGAUGAGAUCCUGGGGAAGAUCCGCAGUGCAGUGGGGAGUGCCCAGCUCCUGAUGUCCCAGAAGUUCCAGCAGUUCCGGGAGCUGUGUGAGGAGAAUCUGAACCCGAACUCACACCAGCGGCCCAUCUCCCAGGACCUGGCCGGUUUCUGGGACAUGCUCCAGCUGUCAAUCGAGAACAUCAGCCUGAAGUUUGACGAGCUCCACCAACUCAAAGCCAACAACUGGAAACCUCUGUCGCCCCCGGAAAUCCAGGAGAGAAGGAUGCCCCCUCCCGUGCCAAAGAAGCCCCAGAAGGGCCACCCUCCCCUGGCUAGGGACCGCUCGCUGGAGAGCAAUGAGCGCCAGCGUCUGGAGGCUCGCAAACGCCUGCUAGCUGCCAAACGUGCUGCGUCGGUUCGGCAGAGCUCCGCCACCGAGAGCGCAGACAGUAUCGAGAUUUAUAUCCCAGAGGCUCAGACCAGACUAUGAGACAAACACACACACAGACACACUGUCCCACACACACAAUAGCACUGAAUGGUAAGGCUAGGGUGCUAACGUUACAUAAUCCUAUUAUUUGCGGACUUCCCAGAUCACUGUGGGGGGCGUCAGUCAGGAUGGAGGCAAAUGUACAUUUACAAUAUUUAUUUAUUUAUUGAUCUGCUCCCCGUCCUCGUUUCCUCCUCCCAGCCUUGAUGUAGCACUCCCUCUUUCCUCCUGUACCUCCGCCCGAGCCCUUCACUCCCAAAGAAAUCUCUUUAUGGAUCCCUUUUUUUUUCAAAGUGACCUGAUGUUACAUAAGUAAGCCAGGUGUAGCACAGCAGAAAUGCUUCACGUCAAUAUGUGUUACAGGGAAACGUGGAGGAAGCAUGCACGUGCACGAGGAGUGUGUGUGUUUGUAAACACACACGCAAACACACACAAGAGAGAACAGACCUAUGAACUCAUAUUUUAUAUAUUUAUUAAGUUGAUUUUAUUCUUUUUUUUACAAAAUCCCAUGAUUCUGAUUCUGAAAAUAUAGAUUUGUUUUGUAUAAUGAGGGUAAACAUCAGAGCAGAACAUUGUUGAAAAGAGCUGACAAGGCAAUUAUAGUGACACAGUUCACCAUGUGUCUGAAAAUGGGUCUUUCCGGUGUCAGGAGGUCGACCCGGUAGGAAAGGUCAAGGGUCAAGUCGUGUUUUCCCCCUCCAGGUGAGGCGAGGGAGCGGAUUUUGAAGCUCUGCAUUUCACUGUUUUAAAAACACCACAAAACCUAAUCAGUGUUUUUUCGAGCGAGACACAGAGUCUGCGUGCGUCCGUUUCUGAUUCAGAACUUCAUUUAAAAAAAAGUGCUUCCUACUUUUCUGGGGUUGUGACCGAUAAGGUAGCAGCAUCGACGACCUGUAAACAGACCAUCCGUCCUGUCUCAUUUUAAACUGAGCAACACGUUUGUAUAAAGGACAUAGCGUAUAACGACCUGACUUGCAUGCCGACACAAGGUAACUGAUAUUUAUGUCCUUUUUUUUUUUUUACAGGUUUACUCGUUUCUCACGUUGCAUUCGAGCUCCUCGGUGUUGCGGAAGCUAAAAAUACUGAUAUUUGGUACAAUACUGGUAGUUGUACUAUAUUUUACUAUGUCGUUUUUAAACAAGAGAGAUUUAUGGACAGUAUUUGAGACUGAAGGACUGAAAAGGGACUAUUUCCUCCUCACUGUGUGUGCACUAUCUCUGCCUCCAAAUGAAGCAAUUAUUUCGAGGUCAUAUACAAAAGAAAAACCAAUUUAUAAUAUUUUGUAUUCAUGUUUAAUUUAUUGAUUAGAAGAACAAUGACUGUUUCUUGACAUUGUGAUUAUGAUUAUGCACUGACAACAAGGCCCUUCUACUGUGUUUAUGUUUUCUGUGUGUUUAGCAUGACAGGCACCUUUUUUAUUUUGAUUUCUGUUUCAGUGAUCAGCCUUAAUUUCUAAUAUGAUAGUUGAGCACAACAGCAGUCUCAGGGGAAGGAGUGAGUGUGCAUGUGUGUUGUGUAUGUGAGACUGUGUGAGACUGAGGAUAGGAGCGCGUGCGACUGACCUCAUGUGACUGUAUGUGACCCAUGGCUUUUUUUCUCUUACUGUACAUAACCCCCCACCCUGAAGACAGGCCACGUUCUUAAAUAAAGGAAAUAGUCUCCACGCCAUGUUUUUUGAACACCUGGGCCCUGCUUACUUCAGCAUAACAAGGUAUUUCUGUCCGCUGCUCGAACACGGAGACAAUCCUGAAUCACACAAAUGUUCCGACGACAGACUAUAGCAGGACUUUGGGGUGUCAGCCUGUAUUGAUCUGACAGAGUUUCGUGCCAUUGGAUAAUUAUAGAUAAAGGAUAUAUCCCUGCUAUUUGUCCCUAUUGAACGCAGCCUGAAGAUUUCAUUGAUUUGUUUGUGAAGGAACUCGAGUGAUGAAGUAAACGUACAGUUGGAUUUGUAUUUCCUUUACCUGGUCAAUUUUAGAGAGGGUGCAUAAAAGUAAUAGUUCAAACUUGAAUGCCAUAUAAUGUAGAUGAAGAUUUUUCUUCUUUUUUUUUUACUUUGGAACUUGUAUUUGAAUUAAACUGUCAAAUGAUUUCAUUUCUUAUUUAUGUUUUAUUAUAUUAACAUAUCAAUAUAAUGCUCCUGGUAUAGCAGGGGAGUUAGAAACCAGAAUGUUGGAUUGUGGCUAAACUCUAAAGACACUCCAGCAAACCUGGCAACCCUGGAGCUUGUGAUGUAGUUAUAAUAAAGAGGAAAAACAUUCAAAUAAACAUUUGUACAUACAUGAAUGUUUCCCUAUGUAAAUGUAAGCUAAAAAAAGAACCCAAUCAAAUGACAUAUUAAGCAGAUAUACAUUUUGUAAUUAAUGUUAUUACACUGUUGAUGUUAUGGCACGUGUAUGAGCUCUUAUCAGCAUUAAAACAUAUAUAUAUAUAUCAUUGCCA
Molecule: messenger RNA, 5999 nt
Organism: Hippoglossus stenolepis (Pacific halibut)
Lineage: Eukaryota; Metazoa; Chordata; Actinopteri; Pleuronectiformes; Pleuronectidae
Product: disks large-associated protein 1
Exons: 13
Coding region: 504-3557 (1017 amino acids)
Biological process (GO): signaling
Cellular component (GO): glutamatergic synapse; postsynaptic specialization
Molecular function (GO): molecular adaptor activity
Source: RefSeq, a predicted model, not a curated record